ACGAGGGCUGUUUCUCAGAUGAAUGAACAAGACCAAGAGUCCCAAAUAAAUGUAGAGUCCAACUUUACCGAAACACCUCCAAGGGACAGUCCUCAAGAUUUACCAGUUGACAACUCAGAGGAAGAGUUGUCGGAGAACACGACUACCCCUCAACUAAGACCAGAGGACACUGACAACACCAUUCAGCAACCAGAGAUUGUUGAAAUCAGGAACGUUGGAGCUGAACAAGCAGAAGUAAUCCAAUCUUGGGAUACGGCAGUUGACAAACUUCUAAUACUGUCAACAAAGAUGGAAAGGGCGGCAGACGCCAUGUCCAGUGCAACAGAAAAGAUUCCGGAGUUUGUUCAGGCUGCCAACCUCAUGACCAAAGCUCUCAAUCUAGUAUCCACUAAGAUUGACAGCUUGACACGUGCCACAGAGUCCAUCCAGGACUCUCAGAGAAUACCACGUCUAACGAGCAUAAGAAAUGACUGA
Molecule: messenger RNA, 474 nt
Organism: Copidosoma floridanum
Lineage: Eukaryota; Metazoa; Arthropoda; Insecta; Hymenoptera; Encyrtidae
Source: RefSeq, a predicted model, not a curated record